Molecule: messenger RNA, 891 nt
Organism: Vavraia culicis subsp. floridensis
Lineage: Eukaryota; Fungi; Microsporidia; Pleistophoridae
Exons: 1
Coding region: 1-891 (296 amino acids)
Biological process (GO): dolichol-linked oligosaccharide biosynthetic process; protein N-linked glycosylation
Cellular component (GO): membrane
Molecular function (GO): UDP-N-acetylglucosamine-dolichyl-phosphate N-acetylglucosaminephosphotransferase activity
Source: RefSeq, a predicted model, not a curated record
AUGUACACGUACAUCAUCACUUCGUCUGUGCUGUCGCUUAUCCUGAUAAAGGCAGUUUCCAUGCUAAACUUCACAGGUAUGGACAUGCACAAGAAUGGCUGUAAGAAAAUACCCGAGGGUGCCGGUAUUGCCCCCCUCGUAUCUUUCCUGCUCCACCUGGGUGUUCUCAAUAAACUGGACAGUAGACUGGUUGUAGCGUUUUACAUAGCCGUGCUAGACGACAUUAUAGAGAUGCCAUGGAAAGAAAAAAUUAUUUUUCCGAUGCUAUUGGCAUGCAACGAUAUGAAAUUGAAUGAGAUGAGUGUUGCAUACGUUCUGUACAGAAUUGUGAUAACUGUGUUUUCGUGUAACUGCAUAAAUAUAUUGAGCGGCAUCAAUGGCGUAGAAAUUGGGCAGGUGAUCAUAAUAAUGCUGUCAUUAACAACGCUUAAUAACGUUGAUAAGCUUCUUGUAACUCUUUUUCUGAGCAGUUCGAUGCCUCUUCUCUAUUUGAACGCCUAUCCAAGCAAAGUUUUCAUAGGAAAUGCGUAUCUGUUUUUUGCGGGCUAUCUCAUUAUUUUCUUGGAACAGAGGCUGAUUUUGCUGUUCUAUGGUCUGCAAAUUCUGAAUUUUGCAGUAUCCUUGCCACAAAUUUUGGGCUUUUAUCAUUGCCCAAGGCACAGGAUGCCGGGAUACGAUGGCACGUUUCUCAAACCAAGCUAUUUCCGAAGUGACAAAAUGAAUAUGACGCUGCUAAAUUACCUUUUAAUGCUUACUGGUCCUAUGAAUGAAGGCGUGUUUUGCAAUCUUUUUUUUCUGCUGCAGGUGGUCUACUGCACCACGGCCAUCCUUAUUAUUAAAUGGCGCCGUUUGGAAGAGCUGGUCGAGAAGAUAGUUAAAGUGAUUGCUUGA